AACACAAGAAUGAGGUUAACAUUGAUUCUAGUCUUUGGGGCUUUCUGUACAGUGAGGAGCCAAUUCACAGGACGUUGCCUUUCAAGUCCCGUAUUGUGCUGCAAAGGUGUGAACAGUGGAUGUCGAAGAGUAGACUGCUACUGUGAUGAUUACUGCACUGCAAACUCUGACUGUUGCCCUGAUUUUGGUGCUGCCUGUAGUGCCCUCAGUGGAACCACAAAGAGUACCAUACAAAUUACUUCUGCCACCAACCCAACUACAUUCAAAACCAGUGAACUAUCCACAACUACUACUGCACCCAUAAUGACGAACAGUACUGGAGCACCAAAGCUGAGUACAAUUUUUUUCACUUCAAUAUCCACAUCUAGUUUUAAUACAUCUACUAGCAUUGCCCCAAAUUUAGAGAAAGUUAGUAACACCAUGUCUGUAAUCAAUGCAACCACCAAACAGACAACUACAGUGUCACCAAACAGCCCUAGUAUGACAACCAGCAGCCUCACUACAAUUGUGACCAAUGCAGCCUUCACCAUAAGGUUGUCAACACUAGAAACCAAUACCACUGUGACAGUUGUGCCUUCCAGCAGCCUCACUACACCUAUUAUCAAUACAACGUACAUAAUCAGGCCAUCUACAGCAGUGACCAACAUCACUGUGGCAGCUUCAUCCUUAAUACCUUCCAAUAUUACCAGCAUCCUCACUACACCUGCAAUCAAUGCAACAUUCAACUCAAUGAACUCUGUUCCUUCUAGUAGUCUCUCUACACCUGUUAUCAAUACAACCUACACAAUCAGACCAUCUACAGCAGUGACCAACAUCACUGUGGCAGCUUCAUCCUUAAUACCUUCCAAUAGUACCAGCAUCCGCACUACACCUGCAAUCAAUGCAACAUUCAACUCGAUGAACUCUGUUCCUUCUAGUAGUCUCCCUACACCUAUUAUCAAUACAACCUACACCAUCAGACCAUCUACAGCAGUGACCAAUAUCACUGUGGCAGCUCCAUCCUUAAUACCUUCCAAUAUUACUAGCAUCCUCACUACACCUGCAAUCAAUGCAACAUUCAACUCAAUGAACUCUGUUCCUUCUAGUAGUCUCUCUACACCUAUUAUCAACACAACCUACUCAAUCAGACCAUCUACAGCAGUGACCAAUAUCACUGUGGCAGCUUCAUCCUCAAUACCUUUCAAUAUUACCAGCAGCCUCACAUUGCCUGUUAUGAAUGAAACCUCCACCAUUAGACCAUCUACAGUGGUGACUAAUAACACCAUAACAGCUGGACCCUUAACUACCUCAGUUGCCUCAGGCAGCCUUACUAUACCUAUUAUCAAUACAACCUCCGUUAUUGGAACAUUGAAAGAGGUAACCACUAGCAAUGUGACAGCUAUACCUGUAAUAUCUUCCAAUACUACCAGUAGCCUCACAACACCUGUUAUCAACGGUAACUCCACCAUCAAACUGUCUACAUUAGUAAUCAAUAGCACUGUGGCAUCAACACCUGUAAUGGUAUCAAACCUUAUGACCAAUGCAUCUUCCACCAUUAGAACAUCUACAGUGGUAACAACUUCUGCACCCUCAGUAACCUUUAAUACCACUAGCAACCUUACAUCUUCUGUGACCAGUACAACCACUACUGCUCAAGUUAAUCCCAGUGCAUCAGGAUCUGUUAUGAACAUGACAAAUUCUAGUAUGGGGUCAUUUAAUUCAAUAACCACCACUUCAUCAAUGCCUGGGAACAGCUCCACCGUGGUUACUGGUUACACACCCAAUGUCACAAGUAAUUUGGUUACAGCUACAAAUAUAUCAAAUGGAAUCAUCAACUCUUCAACUUCCUCUCUUAAUACUAUCAGUAGCACAGUUAGUACAACCUUAUUUAGCACCACUAGUGCAAUCCCAUCUGGAAUAUUGUACAAUAAUGCAUUAAACUCUGCAACACCUGAAUUUCCAACCACUCUGAGCACCCGGACUACAACACCAAGCAUUCUCCCUGGAAGUCUACCCGCCAACAACCCAACCACUUCUGCAAUACCAUCUGUCUUACCAAGCACUAUAAGAACGACACCGGUUAUUUCCAACAUAACGACUUCUUGGUCAACAGCAAUUCCCAUUAUACCAACUAGUGUUCUAACAUCUGCAGUUACGGUAACAAAUAUAACAUCUGCAAUACCGUCUGUCUUACCAAGCACUAUAAGAACAACACCUGCUAUAUCCAGCAUAACAACUUUGUGGUCAACAACAAUUCCCACUACACCAACUAGUGUUCUAACAUCUGCAGUUACGGUAACAAAUAUAACAUCUGAAAUACCGUAUGUCUUCCCAAGCACUAUAAGAACAACACCUGCUAUAUCCAGCAUAACAACUUCGUGGUCAACAACAAUUCCCACUACACCAAGUAAUGGUCUAACAUCUGCAGUUUCCUUAGGCAUGAGCCCUAUUUCUAUUAAUCCCCUUGGCGUCUCAUUUAGCACUCUAACAACAACAGCUACUUCAUCCUUCCCCAACAUGUUUAAUGCCAGCAGAACUACUGCUGCCAUGCAACCUUUUGGUAUAAAUGGAGCAACAACAAUGGGUUUACAACCCCCCAGUACAGUAAACAAUACUGUAACAUCACCUAUAAUCUCAUUGCCUACUUCAUCGAGUGCAACCUUAAACACUAACCCAUCAAGAAUAAUAUCUACACUAGGUGUUUCAUCUUCCAAUACAUUCAGUCUAACUACAAAAUCAGCUGGGGAUUCAUACUCGUCAAUUAGCAAUUUAUCUACAUCAACCAGUACAUCUACCACAGCACCCACUGGCCCCAAAAUUGCUGCAGAUCAAGGGAUGAUAUUUCAGAACAGCCCCCCGGUUGUCUUACAGGUGUCAUCUACAACAGGAAGUGGUCUGCUAUCUUCGGCCACUAGCAGAUUCGUCAACACAUCACCAACCCCAAUCUGGACUGUCUCACAAAGAGCACAGACAUCGCAGACGUCUCAAAUGACAGAAGCUCCUACAGGAUCUUCUGCAAUUAAUACAACCAUGGAGAGAGCUACACAGAGUCCAAGCAUCAAUUUGCCUACCAGAAGCAACACAUUUUCCAAUAAUUUCCUUUCAACAACAUCAGAACUGAACUCAACGGGUCUAACCAGCCAGAUUUCUAAAACAAACAAGACAGAGUUGGCAAUGAACAACACUAUUGGAGGAAACAAGAAGAAGCUUAAGAAACUGUUUGGUAUAUUUUGGUCACUUAUCUUUCCUGGUCUUGAAAAAGAAACUGAUAUAUUUGGAGCAAUGGAACUGUACAAUAACAGCCAAACAACGCACACUGUUCCACCCAUGGGAAAUGAAACUGAAUUUAACAAUACAUCAAAGGAACCUCAGAAAGAAGGUCCUAGGAAGUCACUUCAGAUUCUUAAUGUGAACUUCUUCAGAAUCACCAUCGAGGAUGAUAAGCCAGAAACUUACAAUCUCCUUCAGAAAAUUCAACAGCUGAUUCAAAAGGAAGACAAUGAAUAAACAAUAUGCAAAACUAGAAGGAU
Pelobates fuscus (common spadefoot toad) is the source of this 3509-nucleotide messenger RNA. Its product is annotated as mucin-2-like. The record is from RefSeq and is a predicted model, not a curated record. Bases 10 to 3486 code for a protein of 1158 amino acids. Lineage: Eukaryota; Metazoa; Chordata; Amphibia; Anura; Pelobatidae. The transcript is spliced from 9 exons.